This is a messenger RNA of Raphanus sativus (radish), 1500 nucleotides long. RefSeq lists its product as uncharacterized. The record is from RefSeq and is a predicted model, not a curated record. NCBI's taxonomy places the organism in Eukaryota, Viridiplantae, Streptophyta, Magnoliopsida, Brassicales, Brassicaceae. The transcript has 3 exons. The coding region runs from base 1 to 1500 and encodes 499 amino acids.
AUGAUGCUAGACGAGUGCUGGUUCAUUGUGAACGGUAUUCCGAUAAGAUACUCGGUUAGAGAGCAUGCUCUAAUCACCGGGUUGUCGUGUGGUCCGCUUCCAGAUAAUUACGAUAGAAAGUCGAGUCGUUGUGACUUUAUCAAAAAACAUUUUGGAGGGACCUCCAAAAUAGAUUUCUUAACUGUGAAGAAGAAGUUAGAGGCUAUGACAGAAGAAGAAGGUGAAGGUGAUGAUCGCUUAAAAAUUGCUGUCUUGUACUUCUUGACAUCUGUUAUCGCCGGAAAGAAGAAACAUAUUACAAAAAUAGAUGACUUUUUGGUAAACAUAGUUGAUGAUCUGCCUCUUUGUAGACGCUUUCCUUGGGGAAGCUAUACGUUUAAGAACUGUGUUGCAAAAAUCCGAAACUACGUAGAAAACCAGAAAGGCAUUCCGAAUACUUCAUUUUGUUUUGAGGGAUUCUACCUUGGUUUGGAGUGCUUGGCAAUUGAGAGCAUUCCAAACCUGAAGAAUUCACAUCUAAAAGAUGUAGCGGAAGCAAAUAAUGCAUGUCCUCGAAUGUGCAAAAGUCAUUUCGUUGACUACGAUCUCAGAGGUUUUCCUCUAGAGCGCAUAUAUGAGCAUCUUGGCGAAACCAAGGAAAUUCAGAGUAUCUUGGAACCUGAAGCAGAUGAACAACAUCUUGUGGCCAACAUAGUUGAAAACGCUGAUUAUGUUGACAGAAUAGUUACCUGGAAUGCUGCUCUAAGAGAUAAUCAGGUCGUGUGUUGGGAAGAUCUCUAUGAUAGAGAUGUGUCAAAUCGAGAAAUAGAAAUGACGACGAAAGAAAAUGAUAAAGAAGCUCAAGUUGGGAGAAGAGGUCAAGUUCAGAAAGCAGUGCCAAGAAAAAAAGAUGACAGAUAUAUGAAUCGCCUUAAACGACAGCUUUACCGGAGAAUUGACCAGAGGGUUGCGGAAGUGGGAAAAAGUCUUCUGAAUCCGUCUCAGUCUAAUAUCGAGGAAAGAGAAGAGGAAAGAGAACAGGGGCUAGGGACUGUAGGUGGAACGGAUCAUUUUGCUCGCGAAGUUCUAACGAAUGUUACUCCCAUGCACCCUUCAGCGUCUCGUUCUCCUACUAUUCCCGUGAUUGAUGCAGGAAAGCAGAAGGGAACGCGUGAGAUUUUGAAGUGCUACUUGAUCAACCCUAAUGGUAGUAAGGAUGUUGUUGCAAUAGGGGUUAGAGAUCCAAGCCGUUUAGUUAUCCACAGUGUACCCGUGAAGCCUCAUGAAGUUGUUGUGACAGUUUCUGAGGUCAAGAUAGACAUACCUGUUUGGGAACCAAAAGAUGACGUUGAGAUGCUAAGUAAUGCAGUUGGCGCAUACAUUGUCUGGCCAAAGGACAGUGUAUUACCUUAUGAGGAUGAGGAUGAAGAAGACAAGGCAGAAGACAAGGACAAUCUCUACCAAAGCGACCAACGCACAAGAAAAAGAAAAAGAGGAAAAGCAGAAGAGUCACCGCAGUGA